GUCAACAAGUACCUGUCAAGAAAUUAAACCGAACUGAUUAUACCCAACUAUCGCAAAUCUGCACUUUAGGCCUCAGUUGCUACCUAUAUCCUGCGGCAAGAAACUGGUGUUUCGAGAAAAUAAAGAACAUUUAUUAGUACCUCUUGUUCCAUGGGCAGGUAUGCACCGACAAGUGUGAUUGUGUUUUGUACCUACUCGUCACUAAAGACUGCUAAUGGGCAUCGCCGUAUGACUUACGGUGUCCCUGAUGGGAGCGCACCAGGGUUCUUCAGAGAUAACUCGAGUGGUGAAAUAAAAACCACUCCAUUUCGUAAGCAGACGUGUUAAAAGAUAACCUGACUAUCUAAUUAGGUGAUCGAUUGUGGUGUCCCGUUGUUAAGCAUAUGUGAGUAGGAGCACCACUCGUUUAAAAAGGCGUGGAGAAAUGUUACGAUGUUCAGUGCGCUAGUGUUUCAUAUUAGUGACCGGUCGAACCGCAUCCAAACAUAAUGGAACAAAUCCAUAUGAUAUUGUUAAUUUUGAGUACAAUAGUACUUAAUUCCACAGCUGCUCCAAUAUGGGAGGAUGAAGAUCUCGAAUACGAUGGUGAAUUCGGAGAGUACUUCGAGGGUGACAUGGUGCUGACGAAGUUCCAACGAGAAGCCAUAUCUGAAGCCACUGACGCUGACAGUCGCAACGGCCUACGAAAUUUAGCGAAACGCUGGCCCAAUCGCACGGUCGUCUAUCAUAUCGAAGAGGACAUCUUUGAUGAGGAACAGGUGCAAAAGAUAGAGGACGCUUUAGCUGAUAUUGCGAAUAAUUCUUGUCUUGCAUUUCGUCGAAGAGAAAAUGACGAUGAACAUGCAGUUUUAAUACAGGGUAAAAGCAGUGGUUGCUUCUCGAGCGUAGGUUUCAGCAUUCCUGAUGACGAGGGCGAAGUCCGGCAAGUGUUGAACUUGGCCAAAGGCUGCUUCAGGCACGGCACGGUGGUUCAUGAAAUGCUGCACACUCUCGGGUUCUACCACAUGCAGAGCACUUAUGACAGAGAUGACUUUGUAACUAUCGUUUGGGAAAAUAUUAAGCCAGGUCUUGAACAUAAUUUCGCAAAGUACAGCAAUGAUACUGUGACCGAUUUUGGAGUACCGUAUGAUUAUGGCAGUGUCAUGCACUACCCAGCGAAAGCAUUCUCUGUCAAUGGUAAUAAAACGAUCAUCCCAACGCAGGAAAAUGUAACGAUUGGCCAACGACAAGGAUUAUCUGAAAGCGAUAUAUUAAAGUUGAAUAAAAUGUACUGUGAAGACCCUGAUGAUAAGGAACUUAUACUGAUUGAGAAAAACGGCGAUAAAGUGACUGUGAUUGACAAAUAAAUGAUUAGCCAUAAACCUUAAUUGGACGGUAAAGUGUUGGACUUAUAAUUUAGUGUGAAAUAAAACAUUUGAUU
This is a messenger RNA of Helicoverpa armigera (cotton bollworm), 1420 nucleotides long. Its product is annotated as seminal metalloprotease 1. Gene Ontology annotation, biological process: proteolysis. NCBI's taxonomy places the organism in Eukaryota, Metazoa, Arthropoda, Insecta, Lepidoptera, Noctuidae. Gene Ontology annotation, molecular function: metalloendopeptidase activity; zinc ion binding. The transcript is spliced from 7 exons. Bases 489 to 1346 code for a protein of 285 amino acids. The record is from RefSeq and is a predicted model, not a curated record.